AUGCAGUUCAACUUGGAGUGUGAGGAAGUGGAGUGCGCCCAGAGAGAGAUCUACGGCAAUGUAUGGGCCGCCAAUGAGGCAGCUGCGGCGAUGGGACCAUCUCCUCAGGCAGACUCAGGAGCAGCGGGGCGGGUUCUGCUGGAGCGGUGGGUGCUGUCGUACGCGCCGGCGCUGCCGUCGGACGCCAAGGCGGGCGCAGGCCGGCCAAUGACGUCGCGGCUGGAGCCGGCCGCCAUCUACAAGCGCAUGGUUAUUGCGCUGCGUUCCCUCUUCUCCUACGUCCGCGUCCUCCCCACCUAUAGCCUCUUCAAGGAUUGCGCGCAGCAGCAGGGGAGGGGGUGCGCGAGUCUGCAGUACCGGAUCAGCAGGGGCAUGCCCGGCACGGUCGCACCCAGAGCGGCCCCGCUGCCGCCGCGGCCGGAGCACUUUGGGUUCACUCCCGUUGAGACGUCGUACGGCCUCUUCCGCAUGAGCGUCGAGUUUGCGCACAGAGACAUCGUGACCAUGCUCAAGAAGACCACAUCCCCUGGGCCAGUCGCGCAGCCCUUCACAACACAGCAGCCGGCGCUGCGGCGGCACAGCUGGACGCCACACGGCCUGCGCACAGCGCUCAGCACGAUGCAGAGAACGCCAAGUCAGGCAUCCCCCUCCCUCCCCGCCACCACCAACAGCGCCAGCGAGGCCGGCAGGCAUGCAUUCUCAGGGCCCGUUGCCGCCCAGUCGCCCGGCCAUGACAGAGGCGGCUACAUGGCCAAGCUUGCCACCCACAUCGAGUCUGACGAGGCGACAGGCGCGACGGGGCCGGCCCAGGCCCAUGCCUGGAUGACGCCACCUAAGCACCCCGGGACUCCCACCUCCCCCCACUAUGCAGCCACCACCGGCGCUGUCCGCACAUGGAGCCGAGCCGCCGCCAAUCAGGAGGCGCUGCUGGCAAAGACUCGGCAGACGGAAGUUCAGGAGCGCAUGAUGCAGCAGGCCAGUGGUGGACGGCCAUCGCCAGAGCACGCCCCCGACCAGGAGGCUGCGGCGGGAGGUGGACCGCGGCAGAGCAGCGCGCCGGUGUGCAUCCCCGGGGCUUCGGAGGGAACGCACCGCAGCCGCAUCCACUCCUCCGGCGACCUCGCCGCCAUGCAGCGCCGCAACGCCUCCCCACGGCCCUUAAAGACUGUGAGGUGGACGAGCGGUGUCAUAAAGACUCCAGCGUCGGCGCCGGCAGCGUCUGCUGCAGUGAGCCUGGAUCAGCCGCCGCACCUGCAGGAGGUGGACUUGGAGCCCAUCAGCGCUCGCACCACCGGCUUCAACGUUCCCCUGCAGCCUGACAGGGUCCCUCCUGGCAGCAGCAGAUCGCUGCUGCGCAAGGACAGCGGCCAGGCCGCGUCAAGCGGCGGCUCGGGCCGGCGGCCGUCGUUCGGCAGCGGAGGAUCCGCACAGCCUCCGCCGACGCCGCCGAUACUGGGCGGCGGCCUGGGGGCCGGCCCCGGCAGCGAGAGCAGCGGCAGCGUGGCAUCCUCCUUCCCGGCCUCCUGCUCGCCCCAGCUUCCCUUCGCGUUCACACCCUCUGCGCUGUCACUGUCGUCUCUCCACUCGGGCCAGAGUGGGGGCCUGCACGCAGGAGCCGGCAUGGCAGCAUCACCGGCGGCCGUCGGCCCGGGAGCGCUGACGGUGUUCCGGCGGCGGUCUGUGGGGGCGUCCCCGCGCUCGAGCGCUUUUGAUCUGCCACCUCCGGGCGCGCUGGGGUACUCGCUGUCGCCGGUGCAGGGCAGCCUGGAGUCUUCCCUCAUGGGCGCCUCCACUCCGCGCUACCCCUGCACUCUGCCCCUCAUCCUGCCCUCCUCCUACCCCUCGCCCCUGCUCCCCGCCGGCCGGGGCGUGGCGGCGUCCGGGGGCAGCUUCAGCAGCAUGGUGGGGCCGCCCCGGCUGACCUACCCGAGCUCAGGGUCAACGGGGGACCCCGCUGAGCUGGCGGCGCUGCCCAGCGAGGAGGCCGAGGCGGACGUGCUGCCAUUCGCCCUCGACGCGGACGCCGUGCCGGCCUCGCCGCAGCCGCCUGUUCCCCUGCGCAUGUCACUGGGCGGCACGCCAUCCCCUCCAGAGCUGGAUGAGGAGGUGGGCGCAUUCGUGCGCGCCAUUCAGGAGGCGCCGCUGUCGCUAACGCGCGGGGGUGUUCCCUCCGCGCUUGCUCAAGCCGGCCCGGCGCCGCCGCCGAGCCGGCUGACGCUUCAGGCCGGCCUGGACCAGCUUGCGCGCUUCAAGGCCCGCGUGGAGGCCUCCUGA
Messenger RNA from Coccomyxa subellipsoidea C-169, 2274 nucleotides. RefSeq lists its product as hypothetical. Bases 1 to 2274 code for a protein of 757 amino acids. Gene Ontology annotation, biological process: autophagosome assembly; protein localization to phagophore assembly site; mitophagy. Lineage: Eukaryota; Viridiplantae; Chlorophyta; Trebouxiophyceae; Coccomyxaceae. Gene Ontology annotation, cellular component: cytosol; phagophore assembly site; Atg1/ULK1 kinase complex. The record is from RefSeq and is a predicted model, not a curated record. The transcript is spliced from 13 exons.